Molecule: messenger RNA, 3806 nt
Organism: Balaenoptera acutorostrata (minke whale)
Lineage: Eukaryota; Metazoa; Chordata; Mammalia; Artiodactyla; Balaenopteridae
Gene: BMS1
Product: BMS1 ribosome biogenesis factor
Exons: 20
Coding region: 1-3495 (1164 amino acids)
Biological process (GO): endonucleolytic cleavage of tricistronic rRNA transcript (SSU-rRNA, 5.8S rRNA, LSU-rRNA); maturation of SSU-rRNA from tricistronic rRNA transcript (SSU-rRNA, 5.8S rRNA, LSU-rRNA); ribosome biogenesis
Cellular component (GO): 90S preribosome; nucleus
Molecular function (GO): GTP binding; U3 snoRNA binding; GTPase activity
Source: RefSeq, a predicted model, not a curated record
AUGUUGGGUUUGGAGGUCAAUGGGUUCUGGAGCUCCCACCAUCUCCCUUUUGGAGUAUAUUCAGGGUUUCAUAAGCAGGUUCUGAUGCUUAUAGAUGCCAGCUUUGGGUUUGAAAUGGAAACAUUUGAGUUCCUAAACAUCUGUCAAGUACAUGGCUUUCCUAAAAUUAUGGGCGUUCUCACUCACCUAGAUUCCUUUAAGUAUAAUAAGCAACUGAAGAAGACAAAGAAGCGACUAAAACACAGGUUCUGGACCGAAGUCUACCCGGGUGCCAAGCUAUUUUACCUUUCUGGAAUGGUACACGGAGAAUAUCAAAACCAAGAAAUUCACAAUCUGGGCCGUUUUAUUACAGUUAUGAAGUUUAGGCCUCUAACAUGGCAGACUUCUCACCCUUAUAUCCUGGCAGACAGGAUGGAAGAUUUGACAAACCCAGAAGAUAUUCGAACAAAUAUCAAGUAUGACCGAAAGGUGUCUCUUUAUGGUUAUCUAAGAGGAGGAUACUUGAAAAAUAAAAGCCAAAUUCACAUACCAGGUGUAGGAGAUUUUGCUGUGAGUGACGUCAGUUUCCUCCCAGACCCCUGUGCGCUUCCUGAACAACAAAAGAAGCGCUGUUUAAAUGAGAAGGAGAAGCUGGUGUAUGCACCUUUCUCUGGAGUUGGUGGUGUGCUGUAUGACAAAGAUGCGGUCUAUGUCGACCUUGGGGGCAGCCAUGGCUUCCAGGAAUCGGAGGAGGUGAGGCCCACCCAUGAACUGGUCCAGAGUCUCAUUUCCACCCAUUCCACUAUUGAUGCCAAGAUGGCUUCAAGUAGAGUGACACUUUUUUCUGAUUCCAAACCACUCGGGUCAGAGGAUAUAGAUAAUCAAGGGCUGUGGAUGCCAAAAGAGGAAAAGCAGGUGGAUUUGAAAACUGGUCGAGUGCGUCGGAAAGCCAUUUUUGGAGAUGAAGAAGAUGAGUCUGGAGAUAGUGAUGAUGAAGAUGAUAAAGAAAUGUCUGAAGGUGACAGGUUGGAAAAUAGCUCUAGUGAUGAUGAAACAGAAGAGGGGGAAGAUGCUGAAAUGACUGGUAAACAGUAUAUGUCUGGUAAAGGUAUCAAACGGCAAAAACUUGAGAUGGAAGAAGACGUUGAGGUGGAUUUGCCAGCGUUUGCUGACAGUGAUGAUGACCUUGAGAGAAGCUCAGUAGAAGAAGCAACAGAGGAAGCUGAUGAAAGCAUUGAAGAAGAGGAUUCCACUGCAGAGGAAGAGAGGGAUAUUUUAGAAUCUAAAGCUGUUAGAAAAGGUGGUAAGGCAGGACUGUUACAAACUAAUGGUCUGAGUGAUAGUUUGAAUCUGGAGAAGUCUUUGACAAUGAAAAAAGCAACCCUCACCACUUCAGAUUCAGGUCAUUGCACAGCUGAAGAGGCAUUUGCAUCUGAAGAUGAAUCUGAAGAAAACUCCUCUCUCAGUACAGAGGAGGAGGAUUCAGAAAAUGAAGAGGUUAUUAGGAAAAAGUUUCCAAAGCCUUCUCAAGUGGUCAGUAGUCAGAAACUGGGGUCAGAGAACUUAAUUGAUGAGACCAGUGAUAUAGAAGACUUACUCAGAGAAGAAGAAGAUUAUAAGGAAGAAAAUAACUAUUCCACAGAAACUUCAGGUGCCCUCAAGUGGAAGGAAGACCUUUCCAGGAAGGCAGCUGAGGCCUUUCUGAGGCAGCAACAAACAACUCCAAACCUUCGAAAGCUCAUUUAUGGGACAGUAGUGACAGAGGAUAAUGAAGAAGAAGAUGGUGAUACCAAGGAAGAGCUCGGAGGGUUGUUUCGUGUCAACCAGUCUGCCAGCGAGUGUAAGCACAAGGCUGACUCUUUGGACUGCUCCAGAUUUCAUGUGGAGGUGCCCCAUGAUUGGGAUUUAGAGGAGGUUAUGAACAGUAUCAGAGAUUGCUUCGUGACUGGGAAGUGGGAAGAGGAUAAAGAUGCAGCCAAGAUCUUAGCAGAAGAUGAGGAGCUCUAUGGUGACUUUGAAGACCUGGAAACAGGGGAUGUGCACAAGGGAAAAUCAGGCCAGGAUACUCAGGUUGAAGAUGUGGAGGAAGAAGUUAAAGAAGAAGUUGACCCCAAUGCAGAGGAAAGUGCUAAGAAAAAGCAUUUGGAUAAAAAGAGAAAAUUGAAAGAGAUGUUUGAUGCAGAAUAUGAUGAAGGAGAAAACACAUACUUUGAUGACCUUAAAGGAGAAAUGCAGAAACAAGCACAGCUUAACCGGGCAGAAUUCGAAGAUCAAGAUGAUGAAACCAGAGUUCAGUAUGAGGGUUUUCGACCUGGGAUGUAUGUCCGAAUUGAGAUAGAAAACGUCCCCUGUGAAUUCGUGCUUAACUUUGACCCACAUUACCCAAUUAUUUUGGGUGGUUUGGGCAAUAGUGAGGGCAAUGUUGGAUAUGUACAGAUGCGUCUGAAGAAACAUCGUUGGUAUAAGAAAAUCCUCAAGUCCCGAGAUCCAGUCAUUUUUUCUGUAGGGUGGAGGAGGUUUCAGACCAUCCCACUUUAUUAUAUUGAAGACCACAAUGGAAGACAAAGGCUUCUGAAAUACACCCCACUGCACAUGCAUUGUGGAGCAACCUUUUGGGGUCCUAUCACUCCACAGGGUACUGGGUUCUUGGCAAUACAGUCUGUCAGUGGCGUAAUGGCUGAUUUCCGGAUAGCUGCCACAGGAGUUGUCCUUGAUCUGGAUAAAUCUAUAAAAAUUGUGAAGAAAUUAAAGCUAACUGGUUUUCCAUAUAAAAUUUUCAAGAAUACUUCAUUCAUUAAGGGAAUGUUUAAUUCUGCUUUGGAAGUCGCCAAAUUUGAAGGUGCUGUGAUUCGAACUGUCAGUGGAAUAAGGGGACAGAUCAAGAAGGCGCUCCGGGCUCCAGAAGGAGCCUUCCGGGCCACCUUUGAGGAUAAACUGCUGAUGAGUGACAUUGUCUUCAUGAGAACUUGGUAUCCUGUCUCUGUUCCAGCCUUCUAUAACCCAGUAACAUCUUUGUUGAAACCAGCUGGUGAGAAAGACACCUGGUCAGGAAUGCGGACAACUGGUCAACUCCGGCUCUCCCAUGGCAUCAAACUAAAGGCCAGCAAGGAUUCUCUGUAUAAGCCAAUUGUGAGGCAAAAGAAACAUUUUAAUUCACUGCACAUUCCAAAAGCCUUGCAGAAGGCCCUGCCAUUUAAGAGCAAGCCCAAGACCCAAGCAAAGGCAGGCAAGAUUCCGAAGGACAGACUGAGACCAGCUGUCAUACGGGAGCCUCAUGAAAGGAAGAUCCUUGCGCUGCUGGAUGCUCUGAGUACAGUGCACAGUGAGAAGGUGAAGAAAGCCAAGGAGCAACGGCAUCUACACAACAAAGAACACUUCAAAGUGAAGCAGAAGGAGGAAGAAGAGAAACUGAAGCGACAGAAGGACCUCAGGAAGAAGCUCUACCGAAUUCAGGGUCAGAAAGAAAGAAGAAAUCAGAAGUCCAGCCUGAAGGGGCCUGAGGAGCAAUUGAAGUGAUCUGCAGACAGACAGACAGACAGUCAUUUGAAUCUGCAGUGAUGAAUGGUUUCAUAUAUUGCAGUACUUUUAAAUAACAAGUCAGGGGAGUGGAACCUAAGCACAACCUCUUUGUUGGAUUUAUUGCCUAGACUGUGCCUUUGAGAGGAGAAAUGGAGACUGCUGAUAGGACGCCUGUUCAUUCUCAACAUCUGGGUUAUGUCAAAAUAAAGCGAUAUAAUUUAUGGUUUUCUAGAUUCCCUCACAUUCCUCUUACCUGUCUCAGUUUAAUUUUGUGCUACAAAAGUAUCAUUAAAAUAUCUUCUUGUUAA